This is a messenger RNA of Babesia ovata, 5283 nucleotides long. Its product is annotated as ribosome binding protein. Gene Ontology annotation, cellular component: cytoplasm; actin filament. NCBI's taxonomy places the organism in Eukaryota, Apicomplexa, Aconoidasida, Piroplasmida, Babesiidae. The record is from RefSeq and is a predicted model, not a curated record. The transcript has 2 exons. Gene Ontology annotation, molecular function: actin binding; microtubule binding. Bases 1 to 5283 code for a protein of 1760 amino acids. Gene Ontology annotation, biological process: actin filament polymerization.
AUGGAGAAGCAUAACAUUCCUCUCAACACUCUCAAGGACUGUCUCCAGUUCCUGCAGUGGUUGCAUAGCGGUCCUGGUACAGUAGACAAGGUUAAAUUUGCGUUGUCCGAUUUCCUUGGCCACGUGUCAGCGUUUUAUGAGCGAUUGUGCUACAAUCCAGAUCCUGGCAGUUAUGGCACUAAAAGCGCAGAGGACAUAGCCAACGCUCUCCUGGAAUGUAUCCCCAAGUUCCUUGCUGCCAUAUAUUUUCUGGAGUACUGCGUAGAUCCUAGUUAUGAUAAACUUGGGGGCGGGGGGUGGCAAAAGAAUUUUCCAGGGUAUGAGAAAGAAUGGGUGAAACACUUUUGGCAACAAGAGUGGGGGGGUGACCUGCAGAAAUAUCUCAGAGCAGAAUCAGGCGAUAAGUACGGUGGCAUCAUACCCGGAGGGUUCACAUAUGGUGAGGUGAGAUAUUACUCACAAUGGCGGGAUUACUACCAGGGUUAUUCUAUGGUUUUCGACCUACAAAAAAUUUUGAGCAAAGAGCACUACAAUUUUUUCCGCAGCGUGUUUGUCAGUUCGGUCUUCUCCUUAAGUAGUGGCACCGCUACUCCCAACACGGCGAGCUCUCUCUCGUUGGUGAGAACUUUCUGUGAUAUUGUGAGAGAAGAGGACGAGAAAGAUGGUGGUACAAGUUUGAAAGCAGCUUUGGAUGAAGACCUUAAAAAGUACAAUCCCCCGAAAUCCAUAUGCUGGAAGGACCUAAAAGCGCAUUGCGCUCAGCUUAGAGAUAAAUUGACGACGCUCUUCAACAAGCCCGAACGCUUCGACUUCACCGGGCUGUCUACGGCACUUAAAAACCUGCAAAAAGAAGAGUUGGCGAAGCGGACGGCGAAUUGGAUUAGAAUGUAUCUGACCACAGUGCGGGGAAAAUUGAACCCAAUUGAUACGAGAUCCGGUGUCAUCGACAAGCCCAAUAAGGACAAUCUUGGCAAAUAUUUUACCGAUAAUUUCUUCCCAUACGGAUUCAGAUUAGAUGUAAAAAAGCGUUUUAAUAUUCCGGAAAGGGACGUAAAGAAUUUGAUGACGGAUUGGCGUGAUGUAAUCGAAGGGUUUAAGAAAAUGGACGUCGAUUUGGAUAAGCUUAAACAAAUCUUGGACGGAACUUAUAAUAAAUCAUGUAAAACGCCUACGCCCCCGCCUGCCACUAAAACUGACAGCGCAAGGCCCGUUGUCACUAAAACAGAGGCUGCAAAACCUGUGGUCACCAAGGCCGAGGCGGCGAAGCCGACUGCCACUAAAACGGAGGCCACAAAACCUGUGGCCGCAAUGCCUCAGCCAACUGCAAAUCAAAAUAAUGGUCAAAGUGAAAACAAGCCUCCAGCUCCACCAGUUGCAGACUCUGUUCCAGCUCCAAUUGCGCCUCCCGGUGAUCAAGGAGCUCCAGGUUCAAAAGGGACUACCGGGCAGAAAGAUCAAGCAGGUAAAAAUUCUAGUUCACCAGUGCCUAAAGGUGAUCAAGGCACGACAGGGCCUCCUGGUACGGGGGCCACGGUAUCAUCUCCGGUUCCAGGUUCCCCAGUCACAUCUGUUGCAGUUUCUAGUCCCGAUGUUAAAGGCGCUGCAGGCCAGCCGGGGCCUCCUGGUCCUGGGGAUCCGGUGUCUUCUCAGGAUCACGAUACAUCAGGUAAGCAAAGUGUUCAACCUGCCCCGCCAGUUCCUCCUCCUCCCCCUCUUCCUGGAGGCCCUGCCCCCCCUGGUAAGCCGGGUGCCACGGGUCAGGGUUCAACGUCCGGUCAUCCUCCAGGUCAAGUGUCUGUUACCUCGUCAGUCACCGUGCAUCCUCAACCUCCGGGUGUUUCAGGUAAAGACGCUGGGCCAACUAAUGGUCAAGAUGUUGGUGGAGGGGCCGGUAAAGGUGGUGGGCUAGGAGGUAGUCAAGGUGUUGGUCAACCAACCAGUCAAGCCUCCGAUCAGAAUCCAAGCAGCGGCGUUACUACGUCGGUUGCUUUGGCGCCCGGUAAAGGUGGGAGUGGAGCUGGAGGAAGGUCUCCACAGCAUCCGGCAGCGCCAGGCGUUAAACAGUGUAAAGAUAGUAAAUUGGGUACACUGUGGAACAACCCCGAUGAUUACUGUGCUCCACAACGUAACAGACAAAAGAUUCCGUUCAGGUUCACUGAAACCUCAGACGCUGAUGAAAAAAUAUGGGCAUCUCAAAAGAAAACAUUUCCGGAAUAUAAACCACAAUCUUCUAAAACUCUCCAAUCCCAAAUUCCUCCCACCCUUCCAACUCAGCCCAACCCUCCUGCUCCCGGACCUUCCCUUCAGCCUGCCGAUGCGCGACGUUUUAAUCAGCGUCCACCCUUUGUUCCACAGGGGAGGGAUGCCGGGGACGUUGACACGGCUUUUGUGCCCUCCGAUAUCACUGGGACCGUCAUAGAGGAUACGUCUGGUAAAAAACGACAGGAGCAAAUUUCAAGGAAAAUUAAAGCCGAGCAGCAAGUUAGAAAGUGGAACUGGGAAGCUGAGGACAAAAUGGUUAAACUAAAAGUCGACAAAUCAAAUGACGAACAACAAAAAAAUGCAACCUCAGAAUGGGAAAAACGACGAGACGAGGGGCAACUGAGAAAAGGACACGAUGAUGCUGCGCACAGAAUGCAAAAGAUAGUGCAACAAGGCAAAUUAGAGUUGGAGCAGAAAAAAGCAGAAGAGCAGAGAAGGAAAGAGGCCGAACGUAAAUACCAAGAGGCAGUGGAGGAAUAUAAACGCAAAUUAUUGCAGGGAAUGGAAAUCGAAACGAAAAAUCUCAACGAGCAUCCCGGCAGGCCUACGUAUCCCGACGCUGAUAGAGUCAUUGCUGAGAUGAAUGAGAGGACUGCAAAACGCAACCCACUGGCUACAGUCGCGCCUAUACAUCCAGGUAUGCAGCCUGUUGAUCUCAAAGGAGAGGCAGUGUCUGGCUCCACUGGAAUUCGGGAAUCCACGUUCCCACCUCUAUCCAGCAAUAUUGACGUGCCCAUGGGAUAUCCUAUAAAGCAACUCAAAACAUCAAUAAAACCGCUGCCUUCACAAUCGAUUCCGGAUAUCAUGUCCCAGCCUAUACCGGAUCCGAGCCGGGGACAUCGCCUGCCACCAUUUCACCCAACCUACAAUCCAACGGAGCCAGAUGGCCCCAAUCGAACUAAAUUACCACUCACCAUAAGACGUGACCAGGCAAGUGAUGGCAUUUUGAACGCAUCUACCAUCAACCUGAAGAAUCCCCCUAAAAGCGACGUCAGAGCUGCCAUGCCUCAGGACAUGAAGCUACCCUCACCACCAGCUCUGAUCAGUGGAUGGACCAUUCCAGGUCCCAAUUUUAAAAAGUAUGGUUCAUCUAUUCCUACCGCUGAUCUGGAGCCGCCACUACCCCCAUAUCCGAUAGACAUCGAAGUCAAGGACUUCAAUUCGCAGGAUAAUGUUUUAAAGUCUGAAAUUACCCGGACACACCCACCACCUAUUAUCCAUCUCAUAGAUCCGGCCUCACCGUAUGAUACGUACCCCGGGUUGCCUACGGCAUUGCCACCGCCAUUGCCACCGCCAUACCCCAACUCUGAUGCCGCGGCAGACUACAAUAAUCCGAGUAAUUGGGGGAAUUUCAAGAACUACGGUUUUGAUAUCUAUCCUGAGACUGGUCAAUGCCAAAACCCCUGGUACGUCCCCGAUUCCUCAGAUGUCACCACCCCUCCAACACCCUCCCCUCCCCCAGCCUCGGAUCACCUGCCCCGGCCGACAGACGUCCGGGGGAUGCUCCACUGGCUGGUCGGCUUGACACAGUAUGGGUAUAUUCAGUUCAUCGAGGAGCAUGUCGAAGGCAUUUUGGAGGAAUUUAACAAGGAUGUCUCACAGCUCUCAGAUGCCCUCGAUGUCACUGGGGAUCCCACUCAGCUGACUGCUUUCCAUGUCACCGCCAAACUGACCGAGGCCUGUCACUACGCAGCCAGCGUUCUAUACAGGCUCAAGUACAAAGACAUCUCCGAUGACUUCAAGACCUAUUUCAAGAAGCAAGAGACUUAUGCCUUUUAUUACUCCUCCGACCCCGCCGUGUUGAUGUGCCAUCUGCGCGACUACGCCUACGCCUGCUGCCACCAGUUGGCGUUCCUGAAGUCGCAAUGUUCUCGGAAUAAAAUAAACGGCGGUUGGCGCGAUUGUCAAUACGGCCGUGAUGCCAAGAUGCCGUCCCCCCUACAGGCCUUUAUGACGGACGCAUCACACUCCAAGUUCAAUGCACAUCCCUUCGACCCGUGCAACAUCUGCCUCAAGAGCCGUGUCACCAUGGGAUUCCGGAAUGAGGAUUUGCCGAAUGACCCACAAACUGGCAAACACCUCCACACCAUCCUAUCCCCCACCUGUGUCGGUAAUGAUCCCCUGCUGACAUUGGCCUCUUACCUCAACUGCCUCACCCAGCGGACGCCGCGCACCACCGGGGAGCUUGUGUCUUUCUUCCACAAUUUUGGGAAUGAGCUUCAUGAUGUGUCUUCAGACUUGUCCAAGCUGGGCACCGCCCUCUCCAAGCCACAUGGCCACUGCCCCGACUGGGACUGUCUUGGUGACGCCGACCUCCGAGUCAUCAGGAACGCCCGGGGCUCCGCCACUCCCAACUCCAACUCCAACCACAACCACGACAAGGACCAUCCCAAGACCCUGUCCACAAUGCUUGGCUGCGGCAUCACUAACGCCAACUGCACACGACUUCUCUCUCCCAUCACCUACCAGGCCUAUGCCCUGUACUCCCCGAGCUUCGCCCACACCUACCUUAGCUGGGCGGUGUACCUACCCGACAGACUACACGAGUCACUGGAAAAGCUGAGCGUAGAUUUAAGGGGGCAUGAUAAUACCAAGUGCACAUCACUCUACGCUUGUCAAGGUGCUAUGCCCCUCCUCUACACUCACGGGUUCACGCCGCCAGACGGGAGUCCGCAGCCUUCACUCACGUGUUCGAAGGUCAUCGAUAAGCUGGAGCAGGUGGUCGCCGGAGAGCCUAUCGCAAACCUCAUGACCGCCAUGGACGCAUUCCUAUACAGAGUCCGGGGGCCUUUCAUCUACACUCAGCUUACACUCUUGUCUGUUGCAAUGGUCUUCCUCGCCCACACGAUGCUCUACCGCCUGGACGUAUUGCGCAUCCGCUCGCACCUCCUCACGACCAGGGCCUCACAUCUCAUCGACGUCAAGGCGCUCCUCACUCACGGGAGGAAGAUGCUCUCACUGUACCGCAACGUCGACUAUUUCGACGACGAACCUAUGGGACGGCUUGGCCUGUCGCAGUAA